AUGAAUAAAUUUGCUGAAAGAAAAUAUAAUUCUUUCUUUGUAGAUAUCUCUGCAUCUUUUGUGCGUGAAAUAUGGAUACAUACACCGGAUACAGGGGAUAGUGUUAAUUUGGUUCCCAAUGCUCCCGAACUAAGUCACCCUUUGAACCAGUACGGGUUUAAUGCCUCUCAAGACUAUUCAAUAAACUUUGAUCUAAAAGUUUGUAGAGAUGCAUUUGUAUAUUUAUCCGCCUCUCCAGUAAUGAAUAAACAUGCAGUUUUGUAUGAAGUUUGUAUAGGAGGAAACGGAGGGAACCGGAUUUUGUUGCGCAGAAACGACGCUACAUUCCAAGAUGUUGCCGCAAACGAACUCGGAGACGGAAGCACACAAUGUGGAUCAUUUCAACCAUAUUGGAUUUCAUGGCAAAAUGGAAAUAUUAAGAUAGGUAAAGGUCUGUCUGUAGAUAACGAAGUAGUGAUUGAUUGGAGAGAUCCUAAUCCCUUCAUUAUUCAUGGUGUAGGUGUGAGGACAGGCCUUGGACAAAUAGGGCAAUGGAUUAUUCAUAUGAAAGGUAAACAUUAA
Molecule: messenger RNA, 561 nt
Organism: Mytilus trossulus (common blue mussel)
Lineage: Eukaryota; Metazoa; Mollusca; Bivalvia; Mytilida; Mytilidae
Product: C3 and PZP-like alpha-2-macroglobulin domain-containing protein 8
Exons: 1
Coding region: 1-561 (186 amino acids)
Source: RefSeq, a predicted model, not a curated record